Molecule: messenger RNA, 2413 nt
Organism: Haliotis rufescens (red abalone)
Lineage: Eukaryota; Metazoa; Mollusca; Gastropoda; Lepetellida; Haliotidae
Exons: 3
Coding region: 396-743 (115 amino acids)
Source: RefSeq, a predicted model, not a curated record
GUAUGAUUAUAGUCACUGUCGUACCUUAAAUUUGACGGACCCUUACAAGCUGCUGGUUGAAUAGUAACUAGUAACACCCAGAAUCGUGCCUGGAGGAAUUAGUUCAGCUCAUAAUUAAUUAUUUUGCUCCAUUUAUAUGAUGGCGCGACUUAACUUCUCUCCUUAAAAUACAGCCGAGCUCCGUCUCCAACACCCCAGUGCAAGCGCAAAUAAGGUCGGGAGCCAGUUUAACUUUAUUUUGUAAUAUCGCGUGAUCUUACGAGACUGCAUGUCCUCCUUGACGACGGUUGUCACUUUGAUGUUACAUCGACGCCAUUUUUGAUGCUACAUCUGCACUUGGCUGUUCUGAAAGCGUUAUUUUCCUAUACUUUAUUGUAAUUCUUGAACCUGCCACCAUGAAUGCGAGCACUUAUGUUCAAGUUGAUCGGAUGAUCUGGUUCCUCCAGCCUCUGUCCCAACUGACUUAUCCUGCCCCUUGCCAUCAACCCACUUCAAAGUCCCUGACCAUCCCUGCCCACUUGUCUCACCUGCCCGUCCCACAGACCCUUCGCCCCAGCACUGUCCCCUCUGUGUCCCUCACUAUCGCUGGUCAGUACAUCGUGGACGACACUGACUUUGUUGAAGUAGAUCUCGUGGAUGAGGAGAUCAUCCAGCCAACCCACUCCUUCCUGAAGGCCUUGCUAUCCAGGGUGGCCAACUUCUUCAGAAGAGUCAAGAGUGUGUUUAAGAAGAAGGAUGAUUAGGCAGUGAACUCUGAACACAUAUGUAUAUACUUAUAUACAAAACAUUUAUGAAUCAUUUUAGGACUGUUGAGGCAUUUGUUACAAUAUUUGGGAAAUACAUAAAAUCUAUCUCUGUUUGUUUUUGGCUAUUUUCUUUAUGUUAAUGAAAUACAUUAUUUGUUACAACAUUUUGUUUUGUGUUGAUUUGUUCCUUUGUCUGUUAUGUUCUGGCUAUGUUCUCGACUAACACAUGGUGAUCACACAUGUAGUCCAUAAACAAUUGCUACAUCUGGGAAGGGAUACAGGUGUACCAUAUAAACAGGCGUUCCACCCACCUUAUUAUUCCACGCCAUGAUGUGGGGCCAGGUAUAUUGGAACGGAGUUUGUCCGUCCAUCUGUCCUUCUCUCUUAGUCUUUCAGUCCGUCUAUCCGCUUUUCAAAGGGGACAAAUUUUCUCAAGGAAUAUUCCAGGAAUAUUACAGAGGGGACCCACUACCCCCUGUUGAUAAGGAGAUUAUCCAUCUCUGGCAGUCUGUGUGUGCAUGUUAGAUAUUGACACAAGUCCUCUAGUCCUUGCCCAAAUGUCCAAUAGUUUAGGUAUCAUGAGGAAUAGUAGAAAUUUGCCAUUUUGAAGGCGUUUGCUAUAAGUUAUCUUUAAAAGGCACAGUGGACUAAAACUGUUAGUUUCUAUCUGAUUUGAAUAGAGGCGAGAACUCGGCUAAACAGAUAUGAUGCAACACCGUUCACAGUUCAUCCAUACAUUUCAACAUGGAAGUCCUACUUUGGGUAUAUGUUCUUGGUACUACUUUCUUUUACUGACUUUUGUAUGCCCAUAUUUUAUGUGCGUAAAUAUAAUUAUUUAAAACGUAAAUAUAUUCUAAUCUUUGAUUUUCUUUUCCUGUUUUGAAUACAUAAUUGUGUUUAUCAUGUUCAUGUUUGUAAUGUUUUCAUUUGUUUGCUAAGGACAUUUCAUUAUCAUGAUGUUUAUCUGAAGUAAGCCAUACAUUGAAAUUUCCAAAAUAUACUUGGUAUACACUGAUACCUUGGCAUGAUAUUCACACAUCAGGAAAGAACAUGCAAAUAUUAUAUCACUUUUGUGAAAUGAAUGGAAGAGCGUGCUGCAAUGUGAAUGGUUGAAAAAAGUUAUUAAAUUUGACCGGUCCCCGGAAAUCUUUGACUGUGUAUGAAUACUGUAUAUCUUUUUGAUUCAAGAAAAGGAGUCAUAUCAUGGAUGGUGAUAUAGGAUGAUGAUCCAUAUUAUUUUUCUCUCAAUCUUCAAUUUUAAAAAUGUACCAUUUUCCUUAGCAAAAUAGAUUACAACACUAAUAUAAUAUUUCGUUUGAUCAAAGCUUAUCAGAAAAUUUUGAUUUAGUUUUGUGCAUUCUGCUGAACAGGCAGGUCACUUAUCAUGGAAACAUAUGAUGUCAUUGAUUGUAUCACGAUGUUCCAGCCUGAUCUGUCUCACAACUGUGGAACAAUGUGCGAAGCCCAUACCUGGUGUCCCCCUGUCGUGAUAUUUCUGGAAUAUUGCUAAAAGCGUCAUAAAACCAUACUCACAACUGUGGAGAGAAGCUAAUAAUUACUGAUGUUUUCCGUAUUUUAUGCUAAGAAAUUGAAACAUUUGAAACCUCCAGCAACCACUGUCAGUCUCAAAUCAUAUGUUGUCACACCAACAAUUCUCUAUAAAUAUA